Molecule: messenger RNA, 2632 nt
Organism: Aspergillus pseudonomiae
Lineage: Eukaryota; Fungi; Ascomycota; Eurotiomycetes; Eurotiales; Aspergillaceae
Product: putative C6 transcription factor
Exons: 6
Coding region: 323-2290 (655 amino acids)
Biological process (GO): regulation of DNA-templated transcription; DNA-templated transcription
Molecular function (GO): DNA binding; zinc ion binding; DNA-binding transcription factor activity, RNA polymerase II-specific
Source: RefSeq, a predicted model, not a curated record
GCAGGUUUGAAGAUCGAUGAAAUCCAGUCUCGAACUCUUGUCAUCAUCAACACUCGGGCCUUGUCGGGGGUUCGGCCACGGAGAGAAAAAUCCCCGAUCUAUGAUAGAUCGAUACCCCUAUAGAACACGCUUUAAAACAAAAAGAUCUGCCAUUCAAGUACCUCCCAACACCGCUUACACUGCCUCAAUGAAGUUUUUGCCUCUGUUAUCUUUAGUCAGCGGCAGCCGGACUUUUCUUUUCACAUCCCCCGUUGUGGUCCCGCCUCUCAAAUUAACGAAAUUGAGCGAUCAUACCGCUAGUCUCUGUGGAGGCUGACUAUCGAUGUAUCCGUCUCCAACGUCCGCCGAGAGGUCGGAGGAUGAAACUCGACAGCCGAGGAAGCGCACAGCGAGAGCCUGUGAUGCAUGUUAUAAAAGAAAGAUCAAGUGCGACGCAGCUGUGCCACAGUGUAACUGGUGUAGUCACCACAAUAUCCCAUGUACAUUCGAGCGAGUCAUCCAUAAAAGACGAAAAGAUAAGACAAAUGCAAAUAUCCAACAAAAAUCUACCGGCCUGGCCGAGCGCAUCGACCGGAUAGAGAAACUCCUAACAGAUAGCCUGUUCAGAGAACCCACGCCUAAUGCGUCUCCUGCCUCCUCUGGACCAAGUGGGUUCGGGAUAAAGUUGCCUGGGCCAUCCCACGGCCAAUCGUCCCUACCGUCCUCGGUGCCGCUUCAUUUCGCAGGACGAGAGUUGAGCGUUGUGAGCCAGCUUACAGGUAUCCCAUUCUUGUUACCGGAGGGCCAGGAAUGGGUUCAAUCGCGAACUGGGCAGAAAAUCGACGUCGACAAGCUAAGUCCUACUAGGCCUCCAUGGGAGAAACAGCGUGCAUUGAAUUCAUGUGCAAUGUUCAACGAUCUGCAGACAGGGCAAAUAUUUGAUCUUCCGGAUAGAAAGGUCUUGGAGCUUCAUCUCGAAAGGUAUCGAUUAUCACUUAUGCAGAGCAUAUUUCCCAUUGUGGACCACGAACUUUUCCAGGAGACCAUUGAUGCCGUCUAUCAGAAACCUUCGCCCGAUUCUUCCUACGCAGAGUCAAGUUUAAGGGGCUGCAUCUUUGCUUUUCUGGCAUUCUCGUCUCUUAUCAUGAACCCCUGUAAUGAGGUGACCGCACCGACACCCCCGCCUGUUGAUGGUGAGAAAUACUUUAUGAAAGCGCAUCUCUUGGUGCCCCAAAUUCUGCAGGGGACUCCAACACUGGAUGGUGUCCAGGCGAUUACAGCAAUGGCCUUGUUCGAGUUAAUCACCGGUAGCCUGCAAUCUGCAAACUACUUUGGCACUCUUGCAGCACGCAUGCUAUUCAUGUUAGGUGCUCAUACUUCCUAUCCAGAUGAAGCCGAAUAUCCCAUAAAAACCACCAGAGGCCGUCGCUCUCGAGUGCAACGGCAACUCAGAAUUAUCUUCUGGCUUUGCUUCACCAUCGAGAAAGAUGUCUGCAUCCGGAUCGGCCAACCUCAGAUGUUCACAGACGAAAACUGCGAUCUAACAUUACCACCCGGCUACGUGGAACAGCUAUACGCAGACAUGCAGGUACAUCAUUGCGUGGAGGAACUACGAACAUGCGAAAUAACAAGAUAUCCGCUAUUCCCCGUCGACCUCCGUCUGAGCAUCAUCAAGUCUCGCGCCUACAGCGCACUCUACUCAUUCAAAGCCCUCAAGAAAACCGACGCCGAGAUUCUAAAAGAUAUCCGCGAGCUCGACGACGAGCUAGAGCGCUGGCGAAUGUCCAUCCCCCUCGAAUGGCGACCAACCCUGUCCUUCUCCCAUGAAACCCCCGACCCAAACGUCAGCAUGCACUCUGUCAUGCUACGCCUGAACUACCACCUCUGCAUGACCAUGAUUCAUCAGUCCAGCAGCCGCUGCAAAUCCUGGGCCAAAGGCCAGGGCGGCAUGAUGGACGGCGUGAGUUCCAGUCUCGCGCUCUCCGUCGAAGCCAGUCGCUCGACCCUCCUCUACAUCGAAGCAGCGGAGCACGUCCUCGUCGACGGCAUUUUCUGGACUCUAAUUUUCUACCCUAUGUCCGCCCUCCUCGCAAUCUUCUGCAACAUCCUCCAGAACCCAUCCGACCCGCAGGCCACAAAGGAUGUGCGCCUCCUUCGCACAGCAACGGGUAUGAUGGAGCGGUUGUUCUCGCGACAGCCCUUCGCAGUCGCGGAGAUCGUGCAUAUCAAGCUCGUGGCUGAUUUCGUCUCCGAGUUGUAUAGACUUGCUACUUGUGCUAUUGAAAAAGCGUGGAAUGAGCGUUCUCAUUAGAAUGGGCUUGUGUUGAGGUGUUCGAAGGGUAUUUUUACAGGGACCGGACUGGACUACGGGGUUAUGGGACUUGAAGUUAUGGUUGAUAUAUAUGGUACGUAUGUGUGUUAGGUCUUGAUUAGGGGGUAUUCUGUUGUUUCCCUGUUUUUCGGGAUGUCGAUCGCAUAUAUACCUACUAGUACUUGGGUUAAAAAACGGUGGUAUCGUGUGGUUGUGUUGUGGUUUUGCUGCUUUGGCACUAUGGUUUUCUCAGGAUUGCUCGACUGGGUGGGUUGCUCACAUUCAUCUUGUGGGAUGCUACAAUUGCGACGCUAGAGUUUACAGGACUUAGACUACAAAAGG